AUGCAAUUAGAAGAUUGGCUGGAUGACCUGUGUGUCCGUUUUAUUAUUAACCUUCCCCGUGAAGAGCUCGAGUCGGUCGAGCGGAUAUGUUUUCAAGUGGAAGAGGCGCAAUGGUUUUAUGAGGACUUCAUCCGCCCGCUUGAUCCUGCUUUGCCGUCGUUGAAUCUGAAGACUUUCGCCAUGCGCAUCUUCCAGCAUUGUCCGCUCAUGUCGCAAUGGUCUCACUACCAUCACAUGAUCGCCUUUUCGGAGUUCCUUGCCUAUAAGACACGCGUUCCGGUUCGCGGUGCGAUCAUGUUGAACCAGGACAUGGAUGAAGUUGUGCUGGUAAAGGGCUGGAAGAAAGGCGCCAACUGGAGUUUCCCACGUGGAAAAAUCAACAAAGGCGAGAAAGAUCUGGAUUGUGCUAUCCGUGAGGUUUAUGAAGAGACCGGGUUUGAUGUUCGGGCCGCCGACCUGAUCAAGAAUGACGAUGACGUUAAAGACAUUGAAGUCACAAUGAGAGAGCAACAUAUGCAACUAUUUGUGUUUCGAGGUGUGCCCCGCGAUACUCAUUUCGAGCCACGCACCCGAAAAGAGAUCAGCAAAAUCGAGUGGUACAAGCUAUCGGACCUCCCUACAAUGAAGAAGAACAAGCAGAACGAUGAAGGACUCGCAGCCGCAAACGCAAACAAGUUCUACAUGGUUGCUCCUUUCCUACACCCGCUUAAGAAAUGGAUUGCCCAACAAAAGAAGUUGGAUAUCAAAGCACAACCAGCCACGAAACAGACCAAUAAUAUCGAGGGAUAUACCUCCGUGGAAGAAAAUGGCUACACAACUGGCACUCCUGGCGUUUCACUUGCGAAAAUGGCUAUGCCGAGUGAUCUUCCCGAGGUGACCUUAGCGCAAGAUGCCUCGGAUCACCUCAAGCGCCUUUUGAAGAUAGGUGCAAUGUCGACACAGACGCAAACUCCAGGCUUGGAGCCAGCUCAGAAACCUGCGGUUGAUUCGUCGAAGUCGGAUGCACUUCUCGCAUUGUUACUUCAGGGUAAAUCACAGGAAUCUGCGCCACAGGUUUCUCACAACACUGAUCUACCACUACCCAAUGGAAACAACUUACCUGCAGGCCAUCGCCCUCCCAUGGGACCGAACUUCUUCCCUGGGUUCAACCAAUCACAGCAGAAUACGGGGCACUCUCACUUUGCUCAGCAAAACCCUCCAUUCCACCCGGGUCCCUCCCACUCCCAAUUUCAGCGUUCUACGAAUGGCCCGCCCUUUAUUGCAGGGAAUACAUACUCCAACUUGCCUCCAGAUGCCUAUCCUGGACCCCUACAAAUGUCCCAGUUCCCUCGGUCGUCUCCCGUAUCACAAUACCCCGUCCACCCAGGCCAUGUGGCCGCGCCAUUCCAGCGCACUGGUGACCCUCAAUUCUCUGAAUCCGCUCAGCCAUCUCGAAGUCAUGGUCUAGCAGUUCCACCCGCGAGCAAUUUACCGAAACUCACAAAUCACUCGUUGGCGCUGUUGAAUGCUUUUAAAGUCAAGACUCCCAAGGGCCCAGGCCCCGCAACCCUAGCAACCCCUACGCAGGCCUCCUCCCACGUGCGCAAGACGUCUCAGCACCAAGACAGUCUUCUCAACUUGCUCAAGGGACCACAAAGAGUCCCUACUUCCGAGCCUGUGGAAUUACUGGGAAGUCCAGUUGUAUCUUCAGAGCCACCUUCGAGCAGGCAAAUCCUGCAGCGUCCGCAGAAUGCCCACAAUUCGCCUGAGCAAUUUUUAGCUGGUCAAACGUCGGCCACCAUAUCUGGACCUUUGAACACACCGCAGUUCGAGGCAAUCGCUAAGCCGACCCACAAAUCCAACCGAGGAUCGAGUCGGAAGAACCACACGAACAGGAGAGAGCAGACUGAGGCGCCGACAAUGACAAUCUUAUCGCGACCUCAGUCUGCCAAACGGGAGGUGUCCUCAGGGCCCGUUGAACAAGCAACCUCGAUCCCGCCUUCCAAGUCACCCCAUGCCCCUCAACCUGCCAAGCACUUCCAACCACAAAUUCUACGUCGCUCUGAAAACCUGGGAUAUGAAAAUUUGAUGGCUGCAGCUUCUCGCACAGAAACAGCCGAGCGGAAACCGAGCCUGCCAGGUCUUCAGAAUAACUCACAGGGUUUGGCCCCACAGCAUAACUACGAUAGACGACCCAGUCAGACAGUUGAACAGAAAGCCUCGCUUUUGUCUUUGUUUGGCAAGCCAAAUGCUUCUCCAUCGCCUGGACUUGCUACUCCCCUCGACUCUGGAGCUGUUGUUCAUCAGCAGUCGACCGCACCCUCAGGGGUUGUCAGCCCGAUGUCGUCCCGCCACCGUAGCAGCGGUGGUCCUAUCUCUCGACACGGUACACCCUCUGAUAACGGUGCUCAGGCUCACGUCAACUCAACCUCCUCCCCCAGCAACAAGGCGUUUCUGCUUGGGUUCUUGGAGGGUGUUGCGAAGGGAAACAAAUAG
Penicillium soppii is the source of this 2475-nucleotide messenger RNA. RefSeq names its product decapping enzyme complex catalytic subunit DCP2. The record is from RefSeq and is a predicted model, not a curated record. Gene Ontology annotation, biological process: deadenylation-dependent decapping of nuclear-transcribed mRNA; nuclear-transcribed mRNA catabolic process, nonsense-mediated decay. NCBI's taxonomy places the organism in Eukaryota, Fungi, Ascomycota, Eurotiomycetes, Eurotiales, Aspergillaceae. Gene Ontology annotation, cellular component: cytoplasm; P-body. The transcript has 2 exons. Gene Ontology annotation, molecular function: manganese ion binding; 5'-(N(7)-methylguanosine 5'-triphospho)-[mRNA] hydrolase activity; RNA binding. Bases 1 to 2475 code for a protein of 824 amino acids.